UGGGGCUGGGAUUCGGAUUUCCGGUUAACGGUUUAACCGGUAACCGUACUGAUAACCGUGAUUACCAGUUAAACCGUUAACCGGAAGGUAACGGUUGUCGGAUGGAAGAUUGGGAUGGCGGUAAUACCGGAACCCGGGUGCCUGUUAACCGGCGGCAACCCGGUUAUCCGAUACCGAUUUGCAGGGGGCUGCAGUUGUAGUUCUCCUAAUUAGUAAAUAAUACUCUAGUGUAUUAGGGAACGGAAUUGGACUAAUUAAUUACUAAAUUAAUAUGAGACCCUCGCUCUCUGCUAAGCUAACCCAACCCUCACGAGUUACAAGUAUCCCCGCCCAAUUGGAAGUUUGGAACCCCAAUCGGCAAUCGUGGUCAUCUCCGACGCCGGCGCACUCAGACCGACGAGCCACGAGGUAGCAGCCCAGCAGCGCAACCUCUCUGUCGACUCCAGCACCGCGUCCUAUCCGUCGGGCGUCAACCCCAGCGCGCUCGACUGCAUCGCCGGAGCAGCUUCCUGCUUCCCUGACCGAGUAGCCGUAGCAACCAUAACAUCGUGCGACUCCGCUUCAGCCUUCAGGGGACGAGCACAUCAUUUGAGCUGUAGAGGACUAGAGUAGAGCACGUGUGAACAGAAUAAGGAAGAGGGCAAGAGCCAAGAAACAGCAGCCCAGAAUUCACUUUUUAUUUAUUUAUAUAAAUAGAAAUCGCUUUGCUUUUCAUUUAACAAGAGGAAGUAAGCAGUUGGGUUGUAUUAAUGGGAAGCAACAACAGAAUAUAAAUAUAUAUGGAAGAGAUACGUUAGCUUGGG
Molecule: messenger RNA, 803 nt
Organism: Linum tenue
Lineage: Eukaryota; Viridiplantae; Streptophyta; Magnoliopsida; Malpighiales; Linaceae
Source: the annotation of a GenBank genome assembly